CCGUAGCGUCUCCAUUUUCUUUGUUCUUUCCCCGGUAUCGAGCGAAAGACGGCAGUCGCAUCGUACCACCACAUUCCGCUCCAGACUGCGGUUCCCUCUCGCGAGCCCCUGCGGGUAGAAUGAGCAAACUUCCGAUGUCGAGCGUUGUCGAUUCGACAGCAAGCGAGGUUGGAGGAGUGGGUCGAUAAAGGCCGCCCACGUGGCCUCGCCAAACAAGGCCAAACAAUUCCCCUGGGGCUCUCGAGUUCGAGGAUGGCGACUUUGCCUAAUACGUUACACAGCCAGCUCGCUGUGGUCGACGUCUUCCUCGAUCACUCGGGCCAUACCAUACGCUGCUUUCUCUGUCUUGGACAACACACGCCGUAUCCCCUGCUCGUCGACGGCCGAUUUUUUCUCCCGCGGGCCACGAAUCACAGCCGCAAUAGGCUCUUCGAACUCACUUCAUACCUCCGAUAUCUUCGACCUCUAUCUGCCCGGGCUUUGGACGACGAGGACUUGUGUAGGGUGCGGGGGCGUUGCAGGAACUUUCCCAGUUCUUGUUUUCUCGCCCAUUGUUUUGUUCGAUGAACCCCAGCGACAAGCUGCUCAUACCAAACUACAGCCAGCAGGGCUUGUUCAACUUCAAUUUCCCAUCCCCAUCCCCAGCACCGGACCAUAACCAGUCUCUUGUUCUCAAGCUACCAACCAUGCCCAAUACGCGCAGCUCGGCACGUCAGAGGACCAACUCGAACGCCUCCGGUUCAGAGUACCAUGCCAGUAACGCAUCCAUGGACGUAGAUGACCUGGGCGUGCCCGAGGAGGAAGAGGAAGAGGAAAAGCCGAUGAAGAAAGUGGUGUUGACCACUUCCUCGCGUGGUCGCAAGCUCGUCGCGAGGUACUACAAAGAGUCGUCCGACGCCGAGGACCUAGAAGAAGACGGAGACGGCGACGAACUCAACUUGAUCGACGGUCCGCACGCCAACGACAACGACGAACGAGAGGACGGCCCCAUAAGGGCAGAAGAUGACGAUGACGAUGACGACGCACCGCGAUACCAGCUACGCACCCGGAAGAAGCGCAACAGCUUCAUCGCAUCGAGCGACGACGACGAUGCGGCCCGUGGUGGCCGCCUCCUCCGCAGCCAUUCGAAACCGUCUGGCUUGCAGACGAACGGCACCUCCGGCGGCCGUGCCUCCAGCUCGAAGCGCAAGCAACAGAAGCGUCGACCACCCCGCACAAGCUCGCGCCGCACGCGCGCGAACUCGAGGCAGGACGAGCAGGACGGGAACUACGAGGACGAAGGGUCGGCGAGCACCUCGGGCGGCUCGGCAGCCGGGUCGCUGGUCGAGGAAGACCCAGAGGAUGCGCUUGGCCUCGGUGCUGCAGAAGAUGCGGACGCAGAUGCAGAGGGUGAGCCGGAAGUCGAGGAGCAGGAGAACGACGGGAAGCCGUACUCGUUCCGACAGCGCGCCAAGGUCAACUAUGCGAUCCCGCCGCCGAUCGAGGAGAUGAGGGCUCCGCCCCCUAAGCCGCGGGGCGGAGGGAGGUCGAAUGGGCGGCCGUUCGGGCGCGCCAAGGCUCCAGGGUGGAGUGCGACGGGAGCGGAAUUGAGCAGGUGGAUCGGCGGCGGCGAUGACUCGGACUCCGAUUUCCCAACGCGCACCCCAAGGAAGAACCUAGGGAUGGGCGGAGCAGGAGGAGGGCUGUUUGCGGGUAGUGCAGGGACCGGUGGCCUACUACCUGGAGAUCUUGCAGCAGCAGCGGGCACUCCGUCCAACUUUGGUAAAGUUGGGGAUGCUGCCCUUGCGGAUGCAGAUCCUCUCGGCGUAAGUCAAAACGUGACCUUCGAUGAAGUUGGUGGUCUGGAUGAUCAUAUUAAUGCUCUGAAGGAGAUGACCUUGCUACCACUACUGUAUCCAGAAGUAUUUCAGCGUUUCAAUGUCACUCCCCCACGGGGCGUCCUAUUCCAUGGGCCUCCUGGCACUGGCAAAACGCUCCUUGCACGCGCACUGGCAGCCAGCUGUAGAUCGAAUGGCAAGGGCAUCUCAUUUUUCAUGCGCAAGGGUGCGGACUGCCUUUCAAAAUGGGUCGGUGAAGCCGAACGCCAACUCCGACUGCUCUUCGAGGAAGCCAGGAAUUCGCAGCCGAGCAUCAUCUUUUUCGACGAAAUCGACGGACUCGCGCCUGUGCGUUCAUCGAAGCAAGACCAGAUCCAUGCGUCCAUUGUGUCGACGCUCCUCGCGCUCAUGGACGGCAUGGACGGCCGCGGCCAGGUUGUCGUCAUUGGCGCGACGAACCGCCCGGACGCGAUCGACCCUGCUCUGCGCCGUCCGGGACGGUUUGACCGCGAAUUCUACUUCCCGUUGCCUCCUCUUGAUGCGCGCGAGCGAAUAUUGAAGAUCAUGACACGGAAGUGGGAAGGGUGGGAAGGCGAGAAGGGUGAGGAGAAUGCCAAGGGCCUCGCGAAGCUGACCAGGGGCUAUGGCGGUGCUGAUAUAAGAGCGUUGUGCACGGAAGCGGCGCUGAAUGCGGUACAGCGGCGAUAUCCGCAAAUAUACAAGUCCACGGAUCGUCUGAUCCUCAAGCCCGAGACCAUUAGCGUCGAGCUUCGUGACUUCAUGAUAUCUAUCAAGAAGCUCGUACCGUCGUCAGCUAGGGCAACCGCGCCUACGGCAUCCCCUCUCCCCGAGCAACUCGCCCCGCUUCUCCAAAGCGCACUAGAUAGAAUCAAGUCGGUCAUCAAUGACGUACUUCCUGUCGGUAAGAAGCGGACGGCGCUGGAAGAAGCCGAGUACGAAGACGAGGAGAGUCCAGAAAGCGCCCUCGAACGGGAACUCAUGCUACAGUCCAUGGAGACGCUGCGAGUGUACCGUCCGCGCGUCGUACUCUACGGACCUGUCGGGAUGGGCCAAGCCUAUGUGGCUGCAGCGGCUCUGCAUCACCUAGAAGGCUAUCAUGCCCAAAGUCUCGAUCUCGGCAACCUCCUCAGCGACUCGACACGGACAACAGAAGCUGCCAUCGUUCAACUAUUCGUCGAAGCGAAGCGGCAUCAGCCGUCAGUGGUAUACAUCCCGUCACUGUCGAGUUGGUGUGCUGCUGUUUCCGAGACGGCGCGGACGACGGUCCGCUCAAUGCUGGACAGCCUGGCACCAACAGAUCCAGUGCUCUUACUCGCUGUGGUCGACGGCCCCUUCGCUGCCCUGCCGAGGGACGUCAAAGCUUGGUUCGGCCCGACGCGGGAUAACCGAGUCGCUCUGGCGAAGCCGUCCGUUGAACAGAGGACGGGGUUCUUCGAGAAGCUUGUCAAGGACGUCACGCGGCCGCCGAAUCACUUCCCGGACGGUAUGAAACGCAAGAAGCGUGUGUUGGAGGAGCUGCCGAUAGCACCUCCCCUGGAGCCCCGUCAGCCCACCGCGGCUGAGCUGGCUAUGCAGCAAGAGGCCGACCAGCGCACCCAGACUCUCCUCAGAUAUCGUCUCGGCCCCAUCCUCACUGAAUUGAAGCGCAAGUUCAAGCGCUUCACGAAGCGCGCUUCGGAAGAGUACGGUGUGGACUUUGAACAACAGCGGCGGCAACAGGACGCUGUUUCCGUGCCGGCACAUCAGGUCGAGACCAUCACCACCACUGUUGAAGUCCGGCGAAGCCCCAACGGCGACACUGUCGAGGUCGUUAACGAAGAACAGAGGGUAGAACAAGUUAUUGACGUCGACCAGCCGAUGCCCCCUGCUGAAGCGCCUGUUGAUGCCGGCGUCAGUGAGACGGUUGCACAGGAGCAGAUCCAGAUCCAGCCUCAGCUUUUCGACGUCGACCUCGAGCGCAUGCACCUGGACUUGUACAGAGACAGAUACCUCACGCCUGAGGAUUUCCUCGACGACGUUCGCAAGAUUGUUCACAACGCCAACGCUCGUGCCAACGAGGACCCCGAUCGCUUGUUCAGGGCCCAGGCCAUGCUUACCGCGGCGGAGGUCAGCAUUCAGGACUUCGAUACGAACUUUCGACUCGAGUGUCAGCGGAUGGCGACGCGCGAGCUCAAGCGUCGCGAUGAGUACAGGCGCAAUAAGGCGAAGGAGAAGGCCGACGAAGAGGCACAAAACGCCCAGAACCAACCCACCAGGAGGAGCGCCCGGCAUACGGGCCAGCAGCCGGAGCUUGCCAUCACUGAUCCGCUCAAGCUCGAGCGGAGGCUCAAGCGUGCGCGGUCUGCGGGGGCGUCCGCGGAGCCGUCUGAGGAGGAGCCUGGUGAUGAGGCGCAUGCAGCAAAACGGUCGAGGGUGUCCAGCGCUGAGGCUGAUGGCCAAGCUGUCGCCGUCGGGCUAGAUGGAUUAUCGCCGUCACGGUCGCUCGCGGUGCGCUUUGUCGACGAUACCUCCCAGAUGGCAGGCCCGUCUACCCCGACGCGGCAUGCUAAUGGGGCUCCACUGGAAUACCCACCUGAUGGUCAAGGCGAAGAUGUGCUGUCAGAGUCACCGCGGAAACCAAGCGGAUUCGAUCCUUCGCUGCUCAAUCCCAUGUCACCGGAUGCCGAGGACAAAGCGUAUCUGAUGUCAACGCCGACGCGCUCCAUAUCGGAACUGCCUACUCAGCUAUCCCCUGUAUGUGCGCCGUCUGCAACACCAUCCGUUCCCACACCCAUGCCCAACGGCGUUGGCGAUGCUGCCGAACUUCCGUCUCAGUCAAUAACACACGAGGUGCCCAGUAUCGUUGAGACCGGAAUGGUGGUGGAUGACGUUCCUCGUACCCCUGUACCAGAACCACAGCCGGAACCGAUGGUCGUCGCGCGCACACCUACCCCUCUGCCCGACUUCGUUGUCGACGGGGAUGAAGUAGCGCAGCUGAAGGCCGACUUGUGCAACAAGACCGAGCCGCUCAACGUUGAGGAGCUGGAGCAGCUGCGCGCAGCGUGUCUGGCCCUGGUGUGGAAGCAUCGCUCGGAGUGGGAUCGUUCUGCUCUCAUCCGCGAGAUGCGCCAGGCGGUGGACAGGUUCGUGGACGAGGUUAAUCUCGAUGACAUGGAUUCGUCGUACGAGGGAUAAGGUCACGUUUUGCUGUACCAUCGGUUGCUGUACCAUCGGUUGCUACUAUCACAAUGUAUCGCUUACAUUAUUUGCCACUCGUUCGUUUUCUGUUGACAUAAUACCAGCAGUGUAAUAUCUCUUCGUUUCUGCGCUGUCACUCUAUAGUACAUACAAAUCUCGAAUACGCUCCCG
Messenger RNA from Phanerochaete carnosa HHB-10118-sp, 5186 nucleotides. RefSeq lists its product as uncharacterized. The coding region runs from base 564 to 5012 and encodes 1482 amino acids. The transcript is spliced from 10 exons. Gene Ontology annotation, biological process: positive regulation of transcription by RNA polymerase II. Gene Ontology annotation, cellular component: nucleus. Gene Ontology annotation, molecular function: ATP hydrolysis activity; histone binding; ATP binding. The record is from RefSeq and is a predicted model, not a curated record. Lineage: Eukaryota; Fungi; Basidiomycota; Agaricomycetes; Polyporales; Phanerochaetaceae.